GGUAGCCAAGAACCUCCACUCGCACACGCGACGAGGUCGGCCGAUCUGGCUCCCAGGCGCACCCAAUCGGAGCAGGCUACGUCUAGAACAACCGAUCACCGGCUUGGCAAUAUCGAAGAAGAAGUACGCAGCGGGCUUGAAAUAGCAUCAGCUGCGCUUGGCCAACCACAAAGAACAGGAGAAGUCCCUUUUUAUACAGGAGAACGAACAGGACCCACGUCGGCCCUCGAUAUCUGCUCACCAGGACAAUCAUUACCGAAGCACUUCCUUAUUCCUUCUCAUCGGAAAGAUCUAAGCGAUGAGGAUCGUGAAUUUCUGCAACGAAAAGGCGUUUUUACACUCCCAGGGAAGAAUGCUUGUGAUAGUAUGGUCGAGGCCUACUUACUUCAUGUGCACCCAAUCCUGCCAGUGGUCGAAGCCGACCUAUUAUUACAGCAUCAUCAAUCGGGACAGCUUCACAGUCACAAUACCCUACUACUCUGGAGUCUGUUUUUUGUCGCAGUUAAUUUCAUCCCAGUGGACAUAUGCGAGCAAGAGGGAUUCGCCUCAAGAAGAGAGAUGAGAUUCGAUAUGUAUUCACGAGCCAAAUGCAUGUAUUACAACGGCAACGAACGAAGUAAUAUCGUACUAUUGCAGUCUUCGCUGCUUUUGGGAUUUUGGCAUUCCGAUAUAGAAGAGCAUACACAACCCUGGUACUGGACAGGGAUCGCCAUAAGCCUAGGCCAAAUUCUCGGCCUGCAUCGUGACCCUGGGGUAUCAAAUUACAAUUCCUCCAUCACCGACCGACAAAGAUCAUUCUGGCGUCGUCUUUGGUGGUGCUGCUUCUUUCGAGAUCGCUGGUUAGGCCUUACUUUGGGCAGACCCUUACGCAUCAAUCUUGAUGACUGUGAUAUUCCUAUGCCGUCAGUCGACGAUAUGCUAUUCGACAUUGGGGUCUCCCAGGAAAAUAGCUCGCCGUCGAGCUUUCCAGGGCAUAUGCGAAGGUCAGCUGAGUACUGGAUUAUUCUUAUAGAGCUAAGCUGUCAGCUUGGUAAAAUCAUGACGUUGAACUAUCAAGCAGCGAGGUUAAAGCCUUCUCUCGAUGAGGUUGAGAUGAUUGAGAGACAGCUGCUACAGAGCAGAUUGCCCGAUCAGUAUGAAGUUGGGCUGAUGCCGAGCACCCGGUUUUAUUCAAACCACGUUCAUUUACAUUACCAAGCGAUGUUGGUCACGUUUUAUCGACCCUGGGGGACGGAUGCUCCGAAUGAACUUCAUGACAGCGCUAAGAAAGACUGGCAACAUCGAAUGAGACUCAGAGCGGAUGCUGCCGCCUCCAGAACAAACGAGAUUCUAGAUGCGCUAGUUCAAGAUGAUCUUCUGGGGUUUGCAGGGCCUAUGACACCGCCACAUUUAGUUCCCGCGAUGCAGGCGCAUCUGCUUCAUUGCAAAACUGGAGAUCCUCUUUCGAAGCGGGUGAGGCUGAACAAGCUCGAAAUGUGCAUGUUGGUCAUGGAAGAGCUUCAAAAGACGUACACUGUGGCCUCGAUCUAUCGGGCGGUCUUUACCAAGGCCAUUCAGAUGAUUUUCCCAGGGUACUCGGCCCCUGUGGCACCAUUUAGCUCCACGGCCAAUGCUGCAGCUGCAGCCCCAACUCCUGCAAGCGUCAAUGGUGCAGCAUCUAUUUUCAAUUUCUGGGAGACCUGGAAUCAGAUAUAG
This is a messenger RNA of Penicillium manginii, 1695 nucleotides long. Its product is annotated as fungal specific transcription factor domain-containing protein. The transcript has 7 exons. The annotation marks the transcript as partial. Lineage: Eukaryota; Fungi; Ascomycota; Eurotiomycetes; Eurotiales; Aspergillaceae. Gene Ontology annotation, molecular function: DNA binding; zinc ion binding. Gene Ontology annotation, biological process: DNA-templated transcription. The record is from RefSeq and is a predicted model, not a curated record.